Marmota flaviventris (yellow-bellied marmot) is the source of this 1184-nucleotide messenger RNA. It is a transcript of the gene Cst7, whose product is annotated as cystatin F. Gene Ontology annotation, molecular function: cysteine-type endopeptidase inhibitor activity. Gene Ontology annotation, cellular component: Golgi apparatus; late endosome; endoplasmic reticulum. Gene Ontology annotation, biological process: immune response; positive regulation of myelination; negative regulation of microglial cell activation. NCBI's taxonomy places the organism in Eukaryota, Metazoa, Chordata, Mammalia, Rodentia, Sciuridae. The record is from RefSeq and is a predicted model, not a curated record.
AGCGGUUGCCUUUGUGGCGGAUAGAUUUGGAGAUGAGCUUCUGGUAAAAAUGAUUCAGCAAGAAACCACCCCCUACCCAGCCCCCAAACUGGCAGCCCACACCCCUCCCCAGCCCAGGGGGCGGUGUGCAGGACCGGCUCCACCCUAGGCGGGCAACCCACCACCGACCCGGGAGCUCAGCCCACUGCUCCGCACUGCUCACAGCCCGACAGUCAUGCGGGCGGCCGGGGCGCUGCUCGCCUUCUGCUGCCUGGUCUCCAGCACUAGCAGCGGCCCUUCCCCAGAUUUCUGUUCACAGGACUUUAACUCAGGUGUGAAGCCAGGAUUUCCCAAAACAAUAAAGACUGAUGACCCAGGAGUCCUCAAAGCUGCCAGACACAGUGUGGAAAAGUUUAACAACUGCACAAAUGACAUCUUCUUGUUCAAGGAGUCCUACAUUAGCCGAGCGCUGGUACAGGUAGUGAAAGGCCUGAAAUACAUGCUGGAGGUGGAAAUCGGCAGAACUACAUGCAGAAAAACCACACACCAUCCCCUGGACAAUUGUGACUUCCAAACCAACCCUGACUUGAAGCGUAUUCUGAGUUGCUAUACUGAAGUUUGGGUCAUCCCCUGGCUCCGAAGGUUCGAGGUGCCUAUUAUUCGUUGCCAGUGAGUUCUGACUUUCGCCUGAGUUCUGCCUGACUUUCGCCUGCCUCUUCAGCAAAACUUUGGCUGUAAGGACACCCACCAUACUUGUGCUCUUCGUUUCCUUCAGCCCCAGCACUGUGCCCAGCUGAUACAAACCUUUAAGGACCUUCUCAUGUGUAGGCAGAUGGAAGUGCUAAUGGGUCAUUACAGAGUAGCUGGAGUGGGAAAAUGACAGUUCAUCAUGGCCAGAUUAAAUAUAUCACAUUUCCUUCUGUAACUUUAUUGAUGCUGUACUCUCAGAUAGAGGGUCUGAACCUGUAUGGGUCUGAGUCUUUUGAUGGGCCUCAUUGGGGUUGGGGACAGACAGAUGUAGGCUGACCUGAAGGGGAGGACAGGGUACUCUCUCCCAUCCCUCACCCGAUGGAGAGUCAAGGCAUCCAUCUCUUGGUUUCAGUUAUUAGCAUUAUAGCACUAGAUCUGGGACAAGUGUGCUACUGAUCACUUGAUCUCUGAGGAUGAUUAAAGUUAUUAAUAAAAGACUGAUCAUUCCAGUGCAA